AUGUUCACUGUGUCUGGCAAUUUAUGUGGUCGCCUUGCCGAAGUAAUGGCUAACAGGCUUUACUUGUGCUCAUUCUAUGACCACCCAGAGUCUAAUGAUCAAAUUUGGUACUAUUGUGUUGAUGAAGACGUACACUAUGACAACUAUUAUACAGAUUUCGGACCACUUAACCUCUCUGUACUGUACAGAUUCUGCAAGAAGUUGGAUGAGAAAUUGAAGGCUUUGAAAGGUAAAAAGGUUAUAGUCGUUUAUUCUGCACCGACAGAUGAGGCUCGUGCGAAUACUGCAUAUCUCAUUGGAGCUUUUUGUAUCAUAUAUCUAUUUAUGCCAGCUGCAGUUGCAUAUUUUCGCAUUCAUAAGGCAGCUCCCUCUGGGUUUAUAAGUUUCAGAGACGCUUCUAUGGGUCCACAAGUUUAUAAUCUUCAUCUUCGUAGCGUAUUGAAGGGCGUUGAAAAGGCAUCUAAGCUUAAAUGGCUUUGUUUUGACAGUUUUGAUCCAGAUGAAUAUGAGUAUUAUGAAAAAGUAGAGAACGGUGACCUGAAUUGGAUUAUUCCUAAUAAGAUACUUAGUUUCUGUGGGCCGCAUAGCCGAUCAGCUGUAGAAAAUGGUUACCCUUAUCACUGUCCAGAGGUGUACUUUGAUUAUUUUAAAAGUCAUGGCGUCACUACAAUAAUUCGGUUGAAUAAGAAAAUGUAUGAUGCAAGAAGGUUUACUAGAGCAGGAUUUAAUCAUGUCGAUUUAUUUUUUGUUGAUGGCUCGACACCAUCCGAUGAUAUUGUUGAACGAUUUAUUGAUGUUGUUGAUUCGGUUAAAGGGGCAGUCGCAGUGCACUGCAAGGCUGGUCUUGGUAGGACUGGAACUUUAAUUGCUUGCUGGAUGAUGAAGGAAUACGGUGUAACUGCUGCGGAAAGCAUGGCGUGGCUAAGGAUUUGUCGUCCUGGCUCUGUAAUUGGACCACAGCAACAGUUUCUGAUAGGGAAACAGCCGUGGUGUUGGGCAAUGGGUUCUUCAAAAAAGUAUUCAGUUACGUCCUGUCUUUCUGGACUAGCUUCUAAGGUUUUUUUUUUAAAAGUAUUGCUAAUGACUUGUUAUAUUUUAACGGAAGGAAAUACUACAGUCGAUGAAAUAAAAUUAGCAGAUACUGGUAAGAAUAAGGUUUUGAGACCGCUGUCGUUUGUUAAAAAUGACCAACAGGUCGCACCGGUGGACGAUGAGGUUGAUAAUUUUUCAUUUAUUUUUUUACAGUGUGCAGUAGACGAAAUGGGACGUACGCAGGGUGACCGUUUGUUGGCAAUGAAAGCAAAAGCGCAACACCACUUAGUGGCUGAAUAUUCUUCACCUACUACACUGGUAAAACCAAUCUCAGGGCAGAGUAAAGCUUCCAGUGUCCAUUCGCCUCAGCUUCUGCGAUGUGGAGUGCAUUCUUCAGUUCCAGUUCGUUCUCCUUUUAUAUCGCGGGUCACUGUAAUGUCUGUUUCUCCUCGUGCCUCGUCAGCGAAGUCUAAGCCAGUGCGAAGGUUAUCUGGGUUGCGGAGCAAACCAUAUCCACACUCAUCUGUUAAAGUGCAGAUAACUCCUUCUGUGUACGAGCUGAGAUCUAGAGUUAGUGCUGCACUUGAAGGUGCAAAAGCUGGCAGCAGUAAGGGGGAGCUUGUUGCGACUCGUUUAAAAAGUCGCUUGAAGUAG
This is a messenger RNA of Enterobius vermicularis (human pinworm), 1686 nucleotides long. The record is from the annotation of a GenBank genome assembly. NCBI's taxonomy places the organism in Eukaryota, Metazoa, Nematoda, Chromadorea, Rhabditida, Oxyuridae.